Molecule: messenger RNA, 1361 nt
Organism: Zea mays
Lineage: Eukaryota; Viridiplantae; Streptophyta; Magnoliopsida; Poales; Poaceae
Exons: 7
Coding region: 67-921 (284 amino acids)
Biological process (GO): DNA-templated transcription termination; regulation of DNA-templated transcription
Cellular component (GO): chloroplast
Molecular function (GO): RNA binding
Source: RefSeq, marked validated
CGAGUUCAAUCGCUGCCCGCUCUCCACUCCUCCGGUCCUUCCGCCGGCGGGCACGCGCCGGGCGAAAUGGAAGCGGCACCAUCCCUCCGCACCUUCUCCCCCUCAUCGUUCUUCUCCGCGGGGCCUAGACACUGCCUUCUGCUCGCGGGCCCGGCCUCGCGGCGCGCCCGGGCGCUCCCGGCGCCGCCCCUGCCCCGCGCCGUCGCCUCCACCCGCGCGCCGCUGGUGGUCUCCAGCCCGCCACCGCCCGCGGCCUCGGGGACGACCGCACCCGCGCACGCCAAGGUUGACCGCUCCGGCCGCUUCUGCAGCCCUCGCGCCGCCCGGGAGCUAGCGCUGAUGAUUUCCUACGCCGCGUGUCUGGAGGGAACCGACGUCGUUCGGCUCUUCGACCGCAGGAUCAGCGCAAGACGAGAGCCCGGGUUUGUUUUCGACAAGGCAUGCCUACUGAGUUACAACCAUAUGAGCUUUGGCGGGGGACCGCUCGAGGUUGGAACGGAGGAGGAGGCUGAGAAGCUGACCAGUCAGAACGAGAAGGAUUCAGCCAACGAAGCAGAUGUACUUUCAGCUCCUCCAAAACUGGUUUACAACAACUUUGUCUUACGGUUGUCCAGGGAACUUUUAGUGGCUGUUGCCAGUGGAUGGGAUAAGCAUGUAGAGAUCAUCGACAAAAUAAUCCCCCAAGCUUGGAAGGAUGAGCCUGUGGCAAGGAUACUCGAGCUCUGCAUUCUACAUAUUGCUAUGGCAGAGAUGACAUCAAAAGGAACACCUCACAAAGUUGUGAUUAAUGAGGCAGUAGAUUUGGCAAAGCGAUUUUGUGAUGGUGGUGCCCCUCGGGUAAUCAAUGGAUGCCUUCGAACAUUUGUAAAGGAUCAUGUUGACGUUGCAGGCACUAGCCAGGGAGCUGAAUCAAAAUUGUGAACCUUUGCAAAUACCCUGAAUCGUACAACAGAAUGGUGGCUGAAGUAAAGAACUAUGUAGAAAACAUAGCUGUCUUGGAGUUCCAGCAACCACAUUCCAUCAUGAAGAUUUAGCGUUUAACCUAAGGGAACCUAAACAACAAACAUGCUGGGCUCAUCAAGGAGCCACAGAUAGUUCAUUCUUUCAGAGUGAUCGGUUAUUGGGUGAAGUAUACAGGGCUGUAAACUGGUGGUGCACAUCCAUCCUCCAUCUGAAACAACUGAGGGUUAUCGCUUCUGAUAACCCACAGAUCGUUAAAUGAUCAGAUAAAGAUCACAAGUUCUGUAAAAGCUUGAUGUAUAUGUAAAAUGUUCUGCUUAUCAUAGGCUUAUUGCACUGGGAGCUGGAUAAUUCUAGUUUAAUAAAUUAAUGCGAGACUAUACACUCGUUUUAGUAUUAUU